AUGUACAAAAGAAUUGAAAGUGAUUUGGAAACUCGGCAUUCAAGAAUGAUGACAACCGAGGCCGAAGACAUUUGGCACACUCUUGCAGCGGAAUUAAUCAUGGAUAUAUAUUUACGGCAGCCUUCUCUCAGAGCCCGACUCGUAUCAUUACCGUUAAUACCAUUAAUGGAUGGCUCGUGGGUCAAUUCACGAGAUCAUGAGAUAUACUUUCCAUCUCGAAGUGGAGUAGCAAUACCUGCUGACUUGGUGGAUACUAUUCAUCCAGCUGCAGCCAGGAUGCCUUCUCGAGAAAGCCUUUUUAUAGAACUCGGUGUUCUGCGGCGUUCCCCAGAAUUUUUCAUUGAGAUGAUAUGGAAGGUUUAUUUGGAAGGCGGAGGAGCUUCAUAUCUUGCAUCCUCAAAAGAUCAUCUCAGCUAUCUCUACUGGAAUAACGAAGGCAUUCAGCACUCCAAAUACCAGGUUAUGUGGAUUUACGAUGACGAGAACAAAAAGGUGUCUUCGAGACGCAAGGUCAUCUACUUUCAAUCGGAUUAUCAGUAUAGCGCCAAGCAGCUUCUAAAGGCUACCAGUCACCCCAGAAACCCGGCUCGAACUUUCCCUCGUUGUUUGGUGCCAUUUCUUCAUUCGGAUUAUAUGAACCUGUUCCCUGCAUCUACUCGGCGAGGAGGCGUAUCAUGGUUAGACUGGCUAGAGAACUCCUUGGGAGUUCGUCACGUUCCUAGGCUGAAGUCAGAUGGAGGUUCUCUAUCUCAGGAAUUCCGACAUAUCAUAGCACGUCAGCCACGAAUGCUGGUAGGAACCUUGAAGGAGUACUGGGAUACCUACCAAGUUGACAUGUCUCCACCAAUUUGUCAAGAAAUUUGGCAGGCUGAGGUCGCGUGCAGUGGUAGCAGGGCCCUGAGAAAACUGAGAAGCACUUACAUGCCGCUUCCUGAUUUGAAAAACAAGGUCCAAGCGCUGGGUAUUUCGCGAGGAUUUCCGAUCUUGCAAAUCGAUGGAGCUUCAGAAGAGCGCAAUCUGCGCCGAAGCUGGAUAUUUCUCGAAGAGUUCCGUGUUGGUUUCGUAGACGAUCUUCGUUUCUACAUCGAAGUCGUUCGGCAACACGAAGCGCUGACACAGAGAACAUGGGAUACAACAGCACAAGAAAAUGUCAUUAGAUCAUAUGAAGCUAUCGCAGACCGUCAGACUGGAAAUGAUACAGAGCUAUUGAGACAGGUUUUUGAUGAUGACGACGUGUCAUUGAUAUUGCGUCCCAGAGCACUAUGUCCAAACUCCAAUAAUCCAUCGUGGACAGACACAAGAAGUUGUGUUUGGGAGGGUCCUGAAGAUAUUCUCGACCGAGAAGUGCUCGCACUUGUUCCUCAGUACAGGGACAAUGAAAAGCUCUGCCACUUCUUCACCCAGGUCCUCGGUAUCAAAGAUGCAGAUUGGGAAGACUACAUAAGAGUGUUAUCGACGCUAAAAGGUGAAUCGGGGAACUCAUCAACUGCACAAGGCAACUCCGAGAAAGUCUUGAGACUGUAUAAAUUGCUGUCAGAUGUUGAUCACGCACGUGAUCGGAGAGCAAUACGUACAAUAUUCGAGGAGGAGAGACUAGUAUAUCUGCCUGGCACGGAUGGAGGGUGGUUUCCGCCAUCUCAAUGCUUAUGGGACAGCCCUGUUCCAAUACAAGGAUGUGCGAUCAUCGGAAAUUUUUAUUCUGAAGACCUCAGGGAUUUCUUCAUAGAGUCCUUGGGAGUUUCACGGGCGACAUUGGACACGCUUGUGCUGGAGCUUAAGUUACUGUCAGAAAGAAAUCCUUCGGUUCAACAAGUGAAACAGUUAAUACGGGCUAUUAACGACAAAACCCCAGAGAAAGGAGAUCUCGACCGCCUGUUUGAAGCUGCUUUUCUUCCAGUAAAACUGUUUGACGUUGACGCUCAGAGGUUCACAACCGUACUUCGAUCGAUCGGCACAGAUUUUGCGGUCAUUGACAACAUAUCAAUUGCGAGAAACUUCGAACACGAGCACGAAGCCAAGUUUCUUGAUUUCACACUGGAAGAAGUUUUGCUUUUGGAUCGGUUCUUGAAAGCAUUGAGUCUUGAAGAUCGAUAUAUCUCGAUUCUUACUCACCAAGAUACAGCAUGUGCGGAUGAUGGUGAGGAGGAUAGACGUCUGACUUUUAAGUUUAGGACCGAGCUUAUGCACUGUUACGCUGCGCCUCCUCCUUUCAAAGUCCAAUCACGAGGACGGAUCCACAAUCACUCUAUCAGCAACUCUUGA
This is a messenger RNA of Cadophora gregata, 2262 nucleotides long. RefSeq lists its product as uncharacterized. The record is from RefSeq and is a predicted model, not a curated record. The transcript is spliced from 4 exons. NCBI's taxonomy places the organism in Eukaryota, Fungi, Ascomycota, Leotiomycetes, Helotiales, Ploettnerulaceae. The coding region runs from base 1 to 2262 and encodes 753 amino acids.